Molecule: messenger RNA, 3252 nt
Organism: Naegleria gruberi
Lineage: Eukaryota; Heterolobosea; Eutetramitea; Acrasida; Naegleriidae
Exons: 1
Coding region: 1-3252 (1083 amino acids)
Source: RefSeq, a predicted model, not a curated record
AUGCAUCAAGAAAAGAACUUCACGGAUGUGCUCAUCUCUUUACAUGAUAUUGAUUCCGAAAGUGAUAGUGUGAAUUUAUCUUGCUCUGAAUUAUUGAUCAGCAAAUUUCGGCAAACAAUAUCGGAAAGACUUAAACUAAACGAAAGUAUUUAUGAGCACAUGAAACAACUGAUAGAGUUGCAUGGUGUGAACAAAUGUAUUCCUUUCGUUCGUGAAAAUCCCUUUCCUGAUAAUGAUUGCACCCUAGCCUUUUUCAAAAUCCUUUCUUACUGUGGUUUAUUAUUGGAAUUUGCAUCCGAAAGAAUACGAAACGAUGAAACACUUGCAUUGAUUGCUGUACAGAAUGAUGUAGAUGCCUUGAUGGAUGUGAGCAUUAAUUUGAGAGAAAAUAGAGAUUUUGCUUUAAAAGUUGUGCAAUUAGAUAUUUCAAAUAGUUACAAAAAGAGUACGAUGAAAUAUUUGAACAAAUUCAAAGACGAUUAUGAAAUUGUGUUGAAGGCAGUUCGCCAAUGUGGUAUAUCACUUGCAAAUACAGCUAUAAGAUUGAGAUAUGACAAGCAAAUAAUUGAAGAAGCUGUCAAAAGUUGUGGAACAGCUCUAUCCUAUGUUCCAAAAGACUUUAUCGAUAGAAAUUUGGUAAUGAGUGCAAUAUCAUCAGAUGCAAAGGCUCUUCAAUACGCCCUAAAUUUUAAAAACGAUAAGGAAGUAGUAUUUGCUGCAUUUCAAGUGGGUAAAGAUUCUUUUCAUUUUGCUUCGGAUGAAUUGAAAUCAGAUCGAGAAUUUUGUAUGAAAUUGGUAAAGUUAAAUGGCCAUACGAUUAGAUUUUGUUCAGACGAGUUGAAAAAUGAUAAGGAGAUGGCUAUUAUUGCUGUGAAAUCAGACCCAUAUUCAUAUUAUUGCCUGCCUCCAAAUAUGAAGAAUGAUAGAGAAAUAUUGUUAAAAUGUGCCUCUAUUGCUCUUUUUGACCUACCCUAUGAUAUAAGUAGCGACAGAGAGUUUAUGAAUAGUUUACUAAUUUCAGGAAAGCAAUUAUUGAACUUUUUAGAAUAUUCGGCAUUGACAAGAGAUUUUGAAUUAGAACUCAUUGGAAGCAAUUGCAAUUAUCAAUAUGGUUUAUUUGGAAGAAUUAAAGAGGAAGAAGAACUAUUCACAAGAAUUGUUAACAUAGAUCCUUCUGCAUUCAUGUUUGCAACAAGUGAUAAUAUUAGGAACAAUAAGCAAAUUGUUAUGAAUGCACUUUUUUAUGAGGCAGAAAUUCUCGGUAAUAUAUCAGAGGAAUUGAAAAAUGACAGAGAAUUGUUUGAGCUAGCCAUUCGAUUACAUGAUAAUGUGCUUUAUUAUGCAUCAAUGAAUUUGAGAAAUGAUAAAGAUUUAGUAAUGAUGUCAAUCGAAUAUGAUGCCUUUUCCUUUCAAUACGCCUCUGAAGAAUUGAAAAACGACAGACAAGUUGCAGAGCUAGCAAUAACGAUCAAUGGCCUUAAUUUCCAAUUCGCUUCUGAAGAUUUGAGAAAUGACAAGGAAUUUUGCAAACUGGCGACUCGUAAUUCUUACCAUUGUUUAAAUGAAUAUUUAGGUGCUGACAUGAAAAGAGAAAGGAAUCUUAUUUUGGAAAAUGUAAAGAAGCAUACUUCUUUCAUUCCAGAUGAAUUCAAAGAUGAUAAGGAAAUAGUUUUUGAAUCAGUUUCAGUAUAUGGUGGAAAUAUUGAACAAGCAUCUUUUGAUUUAAGAAAUGAUGAUAGAGAGUUGAUACGAACGGCAGUAAGAAAUGGCUGUCCAUUAAGCUCCUUAGAUAACAGAAUUAUAGAUAGAGACCUAGUCUUCGAGUCAAUCCUUUAUGGUAGCGCCUUGUGCAUCGUGUCCGUUGUUGAGGAAUGGCCAGAAAUAGUAGAUGAGGAAAAAAUCAUUCAUUUUCAAAUUUUGAGAGGAUGUUGGGAUUGGUUCAAAUAUUUCAAUCCUCUAUUAAGAAAUGAUAAAGAUUUUGUAAGGAAAUAUGUAAAGAUUUGUGGCGACAUAUUGGAAUAUGUUUCAGAAGAUUUUAAAAAUGAUAGAGAAAUUGUUAAAGAAGCAGUUAGCAACAGUGCAAAUGCAUUUAAAUACGCGUCAGAUACACUGAAGAAUGACAGAGAAAUUGUGGAAGCAUUGAAGAAUGCAGAAGAAUCAGUAUAUUUCAUAUCAGGUCUUAAAGACAGAGAGUUAGUAUUGCAAGCUGCUGAAAAAGGAGUUAUUCUAAACACACUCGAAGAAUUUACGUAUGAUAGAGAAAUUGCCUUAAAAACAGUUUCCAAGGCUGGUUCAAAGUUACUUUACCUAUCCUACGAUCUAAGAAGUGAUAGGGAAAUUGUAUUAGAAGCUGUAAAGAAUGACCACUCAUCUCUUGAAUAUUCCAUGUAUGAUUCAAGAUAUGAUAAGGAUGUCAUCUUGAAAGCAGAUCUCCCUCUCAGCCAUGUGGUACCAGCUCUAAGAAAUGAUAGAGAGCUCGUACUAAAGUUGCUCGAAAAACCCCUAAAAAAGUACAAAUAUCAUUUCGAUAUUAUAGAUGAUACGAUUGAGCUAGAGUAUUAUUCUGGAUCACAAUUCGUGUAUCUCUCAGAUGAAUUGAAAGAAGAAUUCAAAUCGAAUAAGGAAAUUAUGUUGAAAGCCAUUAAAUUUGGGCCAACAGCAAUCAAUUAUGCCUCCAAGGAGCUUCAAAAUGAUGAAGAGUUUGUAUUGGAAGCUGCUCAAAUCAAUGGUAUGGUACUAAACCAUGUACUACCGAAAUUUAAACAUAAUCGAAAUGUUGUAAUGAAGGCAGUUCAACAAAAUGGUAUGUCCCUCUCUCAUGCAUGCAAUGAAUUACAAAACGACAUUGAAAUAGUUCAAAACGCUCUCAAAUCCCAUGUUUGUGCUUUUGAAUAUGCCGGUUAUAAAUUGAGAGGCGACAAGGAAUUUGUAUUGGAAAUGACUAGACAAAAUUAUCAUGCUUUUAAGUUUGCCAGUAGUGAUUUACAAGGUGAUGAAGACAUUAUUUCACAAGUUAUGGAAAUUAAUAUUGAGACACUGAAUUGUGCCUCCUAUUCAUUGCGGAAUAAUGUUGACUUCUUGAAGAGGAUGAACAAGGAUAAUAGACUUGUGGAGAGGGCUUCCUUCAAUCUACAAAGAUCCAUUAACAUGCAAGGAUUGUUGGAUAUUGAAGAAACAGACCCAAAGAAAUAUGAAAAGCUACUAGAUUUUUACAUUGACAGGUUAGUUGUGGCCACAGAGAACUCAAAUUGA